Molecule: messenger RNA, 1482 nt
Organism: Paramecium sonneborni
Lineage: Eukaryota; Ciliophora; Oligohymenophorea; Peniculida; Parameciidae
Source: the annotation of a GenBank genome assembly
AUGAGUAAACAUCCGAUAUAGAAUUACUAAAUCUUAAAAGUAAUUGGCAAGGUAUUUAGAACUUUUUUAAAUCUUCUUAGGGCGCAUUUGCAAUAGUUUAUCAAGGUCAACAUGUAAAAACAAAAGAAAUAGUUGCCAUUAAACAAAUUAGUACUGAUAUGCAAGAAGGACCCCAUAAAGAAAAAAUGUUAUAACUGUUUAAUUAAGAAAUUGAAAUAAUGAAAGCUAUCAAACAUUAAAAUAUUAUUGAAUUAAAAGAAGUACAAUAUACAUCUGAUUCAAUAAAUAUGAUACUUGAGUAUUGUGGUCUUGGUGAUUUAGAAAAGUACAUCAAAAAGAAUUCUGCAAAAAAUAGAUUAGCUGAAAGUGAAGCUAAACCAUUAAUUCUUUAAUUGUUAGAUGCUAUGAAAAUGUUACGUUUAAAAAAUGUCGUUCAUCGUGAUCUCAAAUUAGCAAAUAUUCUUAUAAAUGAAUAAAUGUAAAUUAAGUUAGGUGAUUUUGGAUUUGCUAAGUCAGUAAUGAGUGAUUUAAUGGAAUCAUAUUGUGGGACACCAAUUACAAUGGCACCUGAAAUACUAAAGUAAUUAUUCUAUUAUACUUUUAAAGAAAAAAUGAUAAUUAUGAUCAUAAAUGUGAUAUUUGGUCUUUAGGAGUAAUGAUUUAUUAAAUUCUUUAUGGAUAACCACCUUUUAUCCCAAAAAAAGCUACAGUAAUUGAUCUUAUUAAAGAAAUUGAAAAAUAGAAUGUAAAAAUAAAAGUUAAUUUUAGAUAUCUUUUUCUGAGUAAGUUGUUGUCUCAUCUGAAUGUAAAGAUUUAAUACGUAAGAUGCUUGUAGAAGAUCCUAAAAAGAGAACAUCAUUUGAAGAUAUUUUUACUCAUCCAUGGUGUGUCAAAGAAUAAAUUGACUUAAGAAAAUCUGUUUUAUAAACAUAUGUUCCAUAGCACUAAGAGUUCCUUAAGAAUUUAUCUUAUACUCUCUUUUAGUAAAAUAAUUAGCUUCUCUCAAUUAUUAGAAUUAUUUAGACUAUUGAAAAUAAAUACAAAGAAUUAACUUAAAUUUGUAUCAAUUUUAGAAAUGUUUUAACUUAAGGUUUUUCAUCUAUUCAAUUGAAUAUUAGUUAUUCAAAUUAGAAGGUCUGUAUUAAGUUACCAGAUAAUUAUAAAUAUUUUAAUUUUUAAUAAGAAUUAUUAAUAUUUCUGACCAACUUAUAUGAAGUAGCCAUAAAAAAUUAAAAUAUCAAUUUAAUUGAUUUUAUUGAUUUAAAGAUAUAGGAUUAUGAAAUUACCAAUUAUUUUUCAAUACGAUAUGAUGAAUACACUGUAACUUUAUUAGAGGAAAUAACAAGUUUUAAAUUAUAAAACGAUGUUUAAAAAGGGUAAUUAUUAAAUAAGUUGGAGGAUGAAAAAGUUAAAAAUAAAUUUGUUAAAUCAGAUUUAAAUACUCUAAUAGAAGUUAUUAGAGAUAGAUUUAAAAAUUCAUGA